Amoebophrya sp. A120 is the source of this 5233-nucleotide messenger RNA. Lineage: Eukaryota; Dinophyceae; Syndiniales; Amoebophryaceae. The record is from the annotation of a GenBank genome assembly.
CUUCGCCAUUCUUACAGAAGCUGUUUUGUAGUAUGUCUCUGUUGGUUCAUCGUGUUUGAUUCUUUACUCUUUUAUGGUGACAGCGUUUUUAUAGAAGUUCUCGUCUUCUUUAUAGCGUAUUUCGAUUUCAUUUCGACGAACUCGAAGAUCUCCUCGAGAAGAAUGGCAAACGCAGAAGGACCGCGCCGUGCUUUUUUGUCAGACGACGUUUUUCCACCUCCUGCCUUCUCCGAGCAUGCAGCGCUGGAGCGCUGGGCGACCAAGUGCGCUAUGGCGUUCUCAAACGUUACAUUCUCAACUGUUAAAUGAGUUUGUGAUGCAAGAAUGGCAACAGUGAAAGUGGCAAGAUUGCAGCUUUCGCAUCACAGAUUUCCCACAGAUUAUCCUGCUGUUUAGCCCUUUGAAAAUGUGUCAUGCUAAGCACCUUGACCAAGUGGAGGCUGAUGCCAAUUUUGCAUGACAAACAAGGUCAUGGCGCGGGGACAGAGUCCCCGCGCUGCGACCUUGCAGCGAAGAAGAGCCACCCGCGGUGGCUUUUCUUGCCCGUGAUGCGGCAGGAUUUUUAUUUUUUUUGCGACAGAACGGGAUGGCCCUGCCGCCCGUGGAGCCGGCGCCCCCCCUGGAAAAGUGCGCCCUUUUCUGCCCCCCUCGGCGGGGCGCCCCCCCCCCCAAAGGACUCCCCACGGCCAACCGAGGGCGCGGCCUUCCUGGGGGCUGUUCUCCCGAACCAAGGCGCGCGGACCUGUUCCUGCGCCCCUGGGCGGGGCGCCCCCCCCAUAGGACUAUUGCCGACCAACCGAGGGCGCGGACUUCCUGGAGGCUGUCCUCCCGAACCAGGGCGCGCGGACCGACCUGUUUCUGCCUGCGCCCCUGGGCAGGGCGCCCCCCCCAAAGGACUACCCACGACCAACCGAGGGCGCGGACUUCCUGGAGGCUGUUCGCCCGAACCAGGGCGCGCGGACCUGUUUCUGCGCCCCUGGGCGGGGCGCCCCCCCCAAAGGACUAGUCACGACCAAGGGAGGACGCGCCCUUCCUUGCCCCUGUUCUCCCAAACCCGGGCGCGCGGACCUGUUUCUGCGCCCCUUGGCGGGGCGCCCCCCCCUCAAAGGACUACCCACGACCAAGGGAGGACGCGGCCUUCCUGGGGGCUGUUCUCCCGAACCAGGGCGCGCGGACCUGUUUCUGCGCCCCUGGGCGGGGCGCCCCCCCAAAGGACUACCCAAGACCAACCGAGGGCGUGGCCUUCCUUGCGCCUGUUCCGCCGAACCAGGGCGCGCGGACCUGUUUCUGCGCCCCUGGGCGGGGCGCCCCCCCCAAAGGACUAGUCACGACAAAGGGAGGACGCGUCCUUCCUUGCCCCUGUUCUCCCAAACCCGGGCGCGCGCACCUGUUUCUGUGCCCCUUGGCCUUGGCCGCACGGUGUCCGGGAACGAAGCGCUCGCAGCUGGGGCUGGCCCCUGGGUCAUGGCGCGGGGACAUAGUCUCCGCGCCAUGACCCAGGGGCUUUCGAUCGCCCCUUGGCCGCACGGUCUCGCGUGACAGACUGGGCUUCGGGUCCAAACCCCACAUGACAAAGUCCGAAAGCUUGGCCGGGGUGUGUCCGAAAGUCUGUCCGGGGUGUGUCCGAAAGUCUGCCCGGGGUGUGUCCGAAAGUCUGCCCGGGGUGUGCCUGGGGUGUGUCUGGGGUAUGUUCGGACUUUUUGCCUGGGGUGUGUUCGGGGGUCUGUCUGGGGUAUGUCUGGGGUGUGUCUGGGGUGUGUCCGGGGUAUGUUUAUACCCCGCCUUCUGCUUUUUCGCCAAAAAUUUGUAUUCAGGUCGGGAUUGAAUUCCAUUUGCAUACCCCUGACACACCCCCGAACAUACCCCCGAACAUACCCCUCGCAUGCAUUUUUGACCAGCUGCUGCAGUUUAGAUAGUAAUUUAUGUAACAGUUGAGAAUGUAACAUUUGAGAACGCCAUAUGCGCCCCCGGGUACUUGGAGCAAUUGUUGGCGAAAAUGCAGAACAAGCUGCUGCAGAAAGUUCUAUCGGAGAAAAGCACUGUGAGUACUAGCCCAGCACGAGGAACAUUGAAUACCGGUGGAAAUAAUAAUGCCGCUGCCGCUGCUGGAGGCCAAGAGGACCAAGGGGACCCCAGAACCACUGCUGGCGUUCUUGAGGACACCAGCAAGAACUACCGCACCCAGUUGUUUAAACGCCAUGCGGAGCACUACCACUUUUGCGACCACACUGUCACCAGCUAUAGCGAGAGGGACGAGCAGAGCGGAGCUGCUUCUAAGAAUGUGAAAAACAACUUGCAGCGUUGCAUCAACGUCGUGUGCAAAGAGGCCUGGAAUGAGCGGCGACAACUGUACUGGAACCCCGUGGUUGGGAAAUAUUUCCAGGUGGUCCAGUGGUUCCCGAAGUUGGUCACCACAUUCGACAUAAAUUUCCACCGAAAGGUAUCCUGAGUAAAAACGUACCCACACCAGAGUUGUAAUGCAGAUUUGCAAAGACAGGAAGACUUGUAAUGCGCAUCCGCAUGAGAGCCAUUUCCAAUCGUGUUUUGGAAUUUGUGAUGCUGUGAACAGGAUGAGCAGAUGAAUCUGUGAUGCGGCUACACUUGCUAACCUGCACUACGCUGCAUAGUGCAACUUGUCAUGCGUGACUCACAGAGCUCCUAGGUUUGUGUUGCAAAAUCCUCAUCCUGACUCUGGUGUGGGUACGUUUUUACUCAGGAUAAAAGGACAAUAACAUUAACACCGAGCUGAGCAGUAAUGUGCCGGCGCAAGAACAAGGUGGCGCGGCAACGAGGACCACACAGGAGUAUCGCAAGAAAAAAUCCCCCCUCCCCAUAUUGAAGAGGUAGGCUUUCGAAAAUUUGUGUUGCUGAUUUGAGGUCACAGACCACGUUUGUGCUGCAAGAAGACAAGGGCAGCAGCUUCCGUCCCAUUAUGGAGGCGGUUUGUCAUGUUGUUGAGCCAACAUCACGGACGCUUCUCAUGCUAAGCGCCUAAGUCAAAGCAUCUCUGCCCAGGCUUGAUAUGGGUCUGCAGUCCUCUCUAGCUAGACAGAUGUGAUUUGUGUACUCAAAUACAGCAACACAAAUUCCGCUUUCGAUAUGGGGAGGGGGGAUUUUUCCUCACAAUAAGGAGCUUUUCCUCACGCCUCCCCGGACGACGACGGACUUGGAGCUUAUGGAAUGCAAAAAUGUCUGGGACUGGAAGAAUGCAACUUGUGAUGCGCAUUUCAGAACACAGAAAAAUCUCUCAUGCAUAGGUAGCAAAAGCUGCCCACUUUCUGUCACCAAAGUGGGGGAUUUGUCAUGCGGAUUCGGCAUUGCGGAAGCUUCUCGAAACCUGUGAUGCUAGAGCUUCAAUGCCAGACCUUGCGUGUCAUGCAAAAACAGCAUGAAUCUUCCAGACCCAGACAUUUUUACACUUGAUAGAGCUUCAAGAGGAACUGAUUCGCCCUGUCUUGGAGGACGCGGGAGACAUUUCGCCGCCCCUGCGAACAGCGAGCGCGGCAAGGAAAUUCCAGCAGCUGAUGCAAAAGAAGUUGGACGAACGAUUUAACUACAGGAGUAGCCACGACGGCUUAUCGCAUGUUGGAGAACAACUUCACGAUCAGCAUUUAUGUUCGGGCGACAAGAACAACGUCGGUACUAUGGUGACAAAAAACACUUCAUCCUCCAGCUCAGCACAAAAAUACCACAACAAGACCAUUUUCCUGUGUUUCGCGGACGAAAUGGAGAAAGCCCAAAUCACCCUGACCAUCGUGUCCACGCUGCACUCGCAGAAUUUAAACUUUUCCGUCAAUUGGCGGUCCCGCUUCAAAACCACUUUCAUCGUGAACCAGGGCAACCCGGCACUGUUCGAGGGAAAGAUUGUUGCUGAAUCCUUCCAUUUUGACACAAAUUACAACCAGGAUAAUGUCGCUCAUGGUGGUGCUGGUGGUCCGGGGACUGCGCUUUUCUUGAGCAGCGGGGCGAGUGGUAGUAGUACUAGUAGUACGAAUGCACCUGUGAUGAACAAUGCCUUUCAAAGAUUCGGAGCAGCGUCGUCCAACUCUUUUCAACAGCAACAAGACGACGCGUCAGCAUCAUCUCCAACAUAUCCCACGAAAAAACUGCUUCACUGUGGUGAUUUUGCAAAAUCUGCAUCACAAGUUCCUUACUCAUGACACAGAAAAUUUGCCAUGCGCGCUUCCCAAGGGAAAACACGCUUGAAAAUGCAAUGUCUUGCAAGUGUAGAAAGACAAAUAGGUCUGUGUUCCAUUUUCUGCAUCACAAGUUCACAGUGAAACAAUUUUUUCUUGCCAUACAACGAGGAACACGAACAGUAGUAGAAACCACAGGAAGAUGCUGUUAGACCCGCGGGAAAAUCAAGAUUAUCAACUCUUCCUACAAAAGCAGAAGGAAAAGGCCCUGAAACAUUGGAACGCGGCGUGUCGGUAUGCUCGGGAGUUCCCCAGCUCCGUGAAGUUGCAACAGAUGCACGACUAUCAAAUGCAAAUAUGUCUGGGUCUGGAAGAGGACAAGUUUGUCGAUGCACAUUCUCCAUGAUGAUGAUUCGUGAUGUCUGUGAUGUAUGCCGUAGCCUCACACAUUUUUUUGAGCGCUUAUCGAAAUCGAUGCGCAUCCCGCAAGACAAAUGCCCUCUCCGCGACGUAGCCAAAUUUGACUCCCCUUGCUGCUUAUGCAAUGCAGAUUUUUUGAGCAUCCAGAUGCAGCAUCACAAGUUGCACUCUUCCAGACAUCCAGGGAUAUUUGCAAUGCAUAACGACGCGGACGGAGUUUGCCAGCAGGUGGUGGACUUUCUGGAGAGGCAGUUCGAACUUGCCAAAAGGAAGCUGGCGGCAAAAGUGGCGGGUCGGCGAAAUGACUUUCAGCAGCAGCAGGAGAGAAGAGGGCAUGGAGCAUACACAAAAACUUCUGAUGCGGAUACACCACAACUCCAAGAUGAAGCGUUUCUUGUGGUCCCCCGGCGGGCCCCUGGGGCCUACUUCCGCGAACCUUUUGAUUGGAGCGGGAAAAACUCCAGUAUACAAAACGACUUGCAAACUGCACUCUUGUCGAGGCUAGGAUCAUGAUAGUGUUAAUAAUCUUGAAGAAAGUUGUUUGAUACAUAGGAAAAAAAUGGUAGCAUGUUGAAUAGAAUCCUGAUCUCGAGCAUGCCCAAGCCGAAGCCCAAGUGUACAAAAAAAACCAAAACGCGAUGAUCCAAAGCUAAGAAGGCAUGUAGCAUCAAUCCGCG